Messenger RNA from Cuscuta epithymum, 1104 nucleotides. The record is from the annotation of a GenBank genome assembly. NCBI's taxonomy places the organism in Eukaryota, Viridiplantae, Streptophyta, Magnoliopsida, Solanales, Convolvulaceae.
AAAAUUUGUGAAAGAGAUUACAAAACAACCUUUAGUUCCCUAUAGUCCGUUCAUCUUCUCCGUUCUACUUCUACUCCUCUCACGCGGUCAGCCGGUCACUCCUCUCCGUCAUCUGCUGCGGGCCUGCGGCGGUAAGCAGCCAAGAGGACGGCGGCCAGAGAAACUCCAGGUCUCCAACAAGAAGGACGGCGGACAGGACUGCAUCUCAAACCACAGUGCAACUCCAGGUCUCAUCCAGGGUUUUUCAUCCUUCUCCCGCGCACUAAAAAUGACUAAGCUGAGGAAGCUGAAUCGCCCUACGGGUCAUCGACUGUCCAUGCUCAGGACAAUGGUGUCGCAGUUAGUCAAGCAUGAGCGCAUAGAGACUACUAUCGCUAAAGCUAAGGAAGUUCGUAGGCUUGCUGAUAAUAUGGUGCAGCUGGGAAAAGAGGGUACUCUGUGUGCUGCAAGGCGUGCAGCUGGCUUUGUGCGCGGUGAUGAUGUUCUUCACAAGCUGUUUACUGAACUGGCAUAUAGAUACAGAGAAAGAGCUGGUGGAUAUACAAGAUUGUUAAGAACACGUAUUCGAGUUGGUGACGCUGCUCCUAUGGCGUAUAUUGAGUUCAUUGACAGGGAGAAUGAACUUAGACAAUCAAAACCGCCCACCCCACAACCACCACAAAAACCAGCCAUGGAUCCAUGGACAAAGUCCCGGCUCUGCAGGCAGUUUGCACCCCCUAAAGAGGAUAAUAGUUCCGACUCCGAGAAUUGAAAACAUUAGUAACAUAUCGAGUAUAUGGAAGAAUUUCUCUCCUCUGGCAGUUUGUAUUGCCAAAUCUGUUACUCCCUUCAUUCCAACAUGUAAGUGGUACACCUGCGCUUGCAAGCUUUUUAUGAAAAUAAAGAUCAUUCUUUUUAUGAUACAAUUGUAAUCUUGUUGAUGUAAAAAAGAUUGGUAUGAGUACUGGAAAAGUAACAGAUGAAGUUAUAGACAAAAUGAUUAACUGAAAAAGUAGAAAGCUAGUGUAACUAAAACAGAAAAUGCUUGUGGAGCUGAUGUGGACACGGUUUUAUUCAAUUUUUAAAAAAUUAUAAAAAAGACUAAAUACACAAUAUCAUAUUAGG